AUGGUUUCUCUCACCGAAGGCCAGAAGGCUGCUUUGAGUCCCGAGGCAAUCACAUUUCUCGAGCACGUUCACCAUCUACCCUUCGCAGGCCUUCUUUCGAGCUUUCUCACCAUGCCAAACCGCGUUCCAAGUCUUCGCCAAGGGGUAGAAGUGAAAAUGGCACCUGGAGAAGCAGACUUGAUCGCCAAGCAUGGGCUCCAGCUCAAGGAAAUUAUCAUUGCCAAUGUCCCAGUGGUGGUCAUUGAACCACCCGUCAUUCAUCCCGAAAAAGAGAGCAAGAUUCUAUUCAACAUCUUUGGGGGUGCAUUCAUCAUGGGCAGCCCUCGAGAUCGUGCUGCCCUGACUAUGGCGGCGGAACUCGGCAUCCCUGUUGACUUGAGUGGCGCUGGUGACUCUAUGGUUUUCAAUGCCCGUGAUCGAGACAUCAUGCCGUACAGCCUCCUCUACAGCAUGGUGGCACAGAAUUAUUUUGAGGAGGGAGUGGACUUAAAGGACCCUUUGGUAUCCCCAAUUUAUGCUUCUUAUGAUACAUGGUUCCCACGAACCGUGAUAACGGUAGGAACUCGCGACUUUGCUCUUAGCAAUGGUAUCCGGUUUCACUGGAAGCUAAGGGAGGCUGGUGUUGAAACAGAGUUGCUGGUGUCCGAGGGGAUGUGGCAUGGGUUCGUUUGGGACCCCGUUGUACCGGAAGCUCAAACUGCUCGGGCUGCCGUGAUCAAAUUCAUGCAAAAUAAGAACUGGUCCAGAAAGCUUUGGCUACUAUUUACAUUUAGUUGUACGGUUUCUUCCAUAUGA
Messenger RNA from Clonostachys byssicola, 795 nucleotides. NCBI's taxonomy places the organism in Eukaryota, Fungi, Ascomycota, Sordariomycetes, Hypocreales, Bionectriaceae. The record is from the annotation of a GenBank genome assembly.